UUUUGUUGCCAUACCAACCGCUGCUGCACCCCUAGAAAAAAAGACUCGGCUAGUAGGAGCCAUGCCCAUUAGCUAGCAGCCGAGUUCAUUAAAAAUAAAUGUAUUAUAUUAACUAACGUGAAAAAUGAGGGACGCCACUCUGUGGGGGCAGAACUGGCUUUGAGUUUUGUGCAGGCAGCUGACAUCUUGGACGACUUCGCAGGUGACACCAUGCGCCUGGCGCCCGCUGCUGCUGAAGACCAACGUGUUUGACUGAGAAGUCGUCGUCACUGCUGUCGCCAUGGGAACGACAACGAGUGAGCCGUGUAUCUACGACAAACUGUCUGAGAGCAUCGACAUCCUCCGACAGUCGGGCUACCGCUACGGCAUGUCAGAGCGGGAGAUUGAGAGGUUCAUCAAGCAGGUCCUGGAGACCAACGAGCCCAGAAGAGAGCCUCCCCAAUUCCCCAUCCUUAGAGCCACCAUCAAGUUUGUGGUGGCUGUGGGCUUCCUGCUGGUGGUGGUGCUGGCUUUCACCUACCCCCAGAACACCCCCCAGCUCGGACUGGUCAACCUGGGCUGCUACAACUGGUCGUCCCCUCUAACCCAUGUCCGACUGCUCUCAUUGCCCAUCGCCAAGAAGUACAACCUGCAAGGUUUCCAUGAGUGGUGGAGUGCCGGCUCUCUCAGGCACAGUCUGGUCAACUGUUCGGGAUGUGCAGACAUCACCUCUGUGAUGGAAGUCCCAGAGAGCCUCAGGGGGACGGUGACUCUACGGCGGGGGCCACAGCUUGUCCUGCUGAAGGGCGGGGAGUCUCUCAGCGUCCAGCGGCAGCAGCUCGAGGAGCUGUACUUGGCCCAUUCAGGCUCCAUGUCCAUUCUCCUGGAGGAGGACGACAGCCUGCAGAACCACAACCAUGGCCUCCCUCAGGGGCCUGCCAACUUCACCCUGCUCUGGAGGUUCAGCUCUGGGACCAGGGAGAAGGUGUUGAGGUGGCUCUUCCCCAAGGCUGAACUCUGCCCCCUGCUGGACAGCGCUGGGACCAUCCUGCAGCGCUGCCUGGUCAUCCACAGCACAAACUCCCAGAGCAAGGGUGUCGAGGUGUUGGGCUGGCUGGUGGUGGGCGAGGGGCUGCCCACAGUUCGAGUUCUGCCCGUUCAACGCUGCCAGAAACACUGCAGCUCCUUCAACCUGUGGCUGACACCUGGAGACAUGGUGUACGCUGACCCUCGAUACUGGCAGAUGGAGCUCUUCCCCGGCCGAGGCCAGAACAUCAUCUGCGACGGUUCGGCCUUUUAACGCUGAAGGAGCGCAGAGUUCAGGACUGAAGUGAAACGCACAGAUCGGCCGUGAAUGUCUGAGGCGUUCAGGAGCUCGUCUGCCCUCCUGUGGCUCCGCCCACUGAUGCCUUAUAACUCCUCGCUGUCUCUCGACCUCCCGGCGCCCUCGUAGAAACCACUGCACACGUGACUUCAGUUUGGAAAAAGAGCUGUGGUCAGAGGACUGAGAAACGACUUUCAGACUUCGCCAACAUGUACUUGUGCCAUAGCAUCAAGCUGAUCUCUAGGAAUUAAAACCAAUCAUCAUCACGGGAUAGUUGACCUGAACCCCAGAAUCACCUCAGACACAUCUGGCACGUUUUCCGUGGAUCUCGUUGGCGAAUCUUCCUCAAGUUUGGUCGUUUAUAGCCAUGAGAGUCUGUCAUGAAUUUACAUGUUUCGUCACCGAUGAUGAUGAUGAAUCUACCACCAGAGAUCCUGUAUCAACGGAAAGUGAUCAGAGCGACCGCUUCUCAACCAGGAAACGCUAUGAACAUCACGUCAGAAGCAUGAAGAGGAGGUUAAAUGGAUGUGGAUCUGAUUUCCAGCCACCUGCAGCUCACAUCAGGCUGAAUGUCCAAACGAGAGACUUGGCCCCAUUCACCAUGGUGCAAUUAGUCCAUGAUAAUUUAAUUAAUUAAACUGAAACCAUCAAUUUAGCAACAAAGGGAGGAAAUCCUGCUUUCAGUCAUGUUCACCCAGUUAUUUUUAUUUUUUGCUCUGCAUUCUGGGAAAUUUAAAGGAAUCGAUUUUCACCACAUUAAAAAAAAGAUGUAAACAAUUGGUUUCACAAAACCUGACGUCUGCCCGCUGAGCGUUAAACUGUCAGCGAGGCACAAUUACUACAAGGCUCUCAGUUCAAUAAAAACACACCGUCAACAGCUGUUCUGACAUAUGUUGCAAUUUAAAUCAUUUCCCCUUUGGUUGAUCUCAUGUCUGAGUUGUUACAGACGUCAAACAAUCUUGACAUUUAAAAAUCAGCAGACGUUUAGAUAUUGAUGGUGAUUCACGUGGAUGAUAUUUGCUGUUCGGACGUCAUAUUGCUACAGAGUGGUGCUUCUUACUUGUGGGAACCAUCUUGGAGGGUGAACUGCACGGACAACAGACGCAUAUUUCAGCUCGGCGCCGACAUUAAGUACAGACGAUUAAAUUCACCAGCACGAUGUCGAAGGCCGGAAACUGCAAAAAUACUGCAGAACAUCUGGGUGAACUGAUUCCUUAACAGCCGGGUACAACUCUGACAAACACACAGCACAUCAGAAACGGAGGGUUUUAAAUGUUGAUUUUGCCGAUUACACAGACAAAGCUGCUUCUCUAAUUUCUCUCUCUUAUCUAAUGUCAUUAUUUAUUGUUACGAUUGUAUAUGUAUGUCAAGCCAUUCAUUUUAAUAAUUAAUGUUGUAAUAUUCUAUUUUUUUGAUUAUAACUUGUGUUUAUCGGUGCGGAUGGAAUAACGGCGGUGGGUAUAUUUUGUGUGUAAUCGGGGUUUUAGUGGCUCGUUUAAAAAAAAAAAAAAAGUCUGAAUGGUGUUGAAUCGGUUUGCCAAAGUUGUCUCUCAUCGGAUCUGCAUCUUAAAGACAACUUGUUGUGUUUCAGCAUGUCCAGAUGUCACGGCUAAAACUGAGCAGGACGUACGCUUUGCAUAGAGAUGUAAUAGUUUUAUGAGAAAAAAUAAAACGUAUCAUGUA
Molecule: messenger RNA, 2986 nt
Organism: Mugil cephalus (flathead mullet)
Lineage: Eukaryota; Metazoa; Chordata; Actinopteri; Mugiliformes; Mugilidae
Gene: c4h6orf89
Product: chromosome 4 C6orf89 homolog
Exons: 8
Coding region: 281-1279 (332 amino acids)
Cellular component (GO): nucleolus; Golgi membrane
Source: RefSeq, a predicted model, not a curated record